Blumeria graminis f. sp. triticale is the source of this 1059-nucleotide messenger RNA. Lineage: Eukaryota; Fungi; Ascomycota; Leotiomycetes; Helotiales; Erysiphaceae. The record is from the annotation of a GenBank genome assembly.
AUGUGUUUUAGCAGGUGGAAUAGCGCGGGUGCCAAACGAAGCAGGGAGAUUGAUACCCUCAUAAGCCGUGAUGAAAAGGCUCGACGUAGAGUAGUUAAGCUACUGUUACUAGGCGCCGGUGAAAGUGGAAAGUCAACAAUUUUAAAGCAAAUGCGACUGAUCUAUACCAAAGAAGGAUUUUCGAAGAACGAGAAAGAAGAGUGGCGCAUUAUAAUAUUUAAUAAUAUUGUUGAUGGUCUUCGUCUAGUAAUUGAUGCCAUGGAGGAGGAUAGCAUGAAGUUUGACUCUCCCAGCACAAUGGCACACGUCCCCAUUAUCAAAGAAGAGAAAGACUUAUUACCAUACGAAGCUAUACCCAUUGGAUAUUUACCUGCUUUUAAAGCCCUGUGGAACGAUAGUGGGCUUCAACGAGCACUAGAAAAUGGCAAAUUUGCGCUUCAUGACAAUCUGCGUUAUUUCUUCACCGAUCUUGACCGACUUUUUAAUAAAGAAUUUAUUCCAACUGACCAAGACGUACUUCGUGCACGGUUACGGACAACAGGGAUUACAGAGACUAUCUUUGACUUGGGAUCUCUACAAUACCGAAUGUUUGAUGUUGGCGGUCAAAGAUCUGAGAGAAAAAAAUGGAUUCACUGCUUUGAAAACGUAAAUGCACUUAUAUUUUUAGUUGCCAUCAGUGGAUACGAUCAAUGUCUAGCGGAAGAUAAAGAAAGCAACCAGAUGCAGGAGGCUCUAAUGCUCUGGGAAUCAAUUGCAAAUUCUCAUUGGUUUAAAAAAUCGUCCCUUAUUCUCUUCUUGAAUAAGAUGGAUCUUUUUAAGGCCAAGGUUGCCAAAAGUCCCAUUACCAAAUAUGGCUUCACCGACUUCAGAGGAAACACUAGAGAUCCCCAACAAACCAGCAAGUAUUUUAUGAAAAAGUUUGUCGGCUUAAACCGCGCUCCAGGGCGAGAAGUUUAUCCUCAUUUCACAGAGGCUACUCAUACUGAUCUCCUCAAAGUUACCAUGGCUUCCGUACAGGAUAUGAUAAUCCAAAAAAAUCUUCAAAGGCUAAUACUGUGA